Messenger RNA from Sorex araneus (European shrew), 1179 nucleotides. It is a transcript of the gene SERPINB11, whose product is annotated as serpin family B member 11. The coding region runs from base 1 to 1179 and encodes 392 amino acids. The transcript is spliced from 7 exons. The record is from RefSeq and is a predicted model, not a curated record. Gene Ontology annotation, biological process: negative regulation of endopeptidase activity. NCBI's taxonomy places the organism in Eukaryota, Metazoa, Chordata, Mammalia, Eulipotyphla, Soricidae. Gene Ontology annotation, molecular function: serine-type endopeptidase inhibitor activity.
AUGGAUUCUCUCAGCACUGCAAACACUGAGUUUUGCCUGGAUGUGUUCAAAGAGCUAAACAGUAACAACACGGGAGAAAACAUCUUCUUUUCCCCGCUGAGUUUGCUUUAUGCUCUAAGUAUGAUCCUCCUUGGAGCCAGAGGAAACAGCGCAGGACAGAUGGAAAAGGUGCUUCAUUUUAAUCACAUAGCAGAAGCGUUCAAGCCAGAGCCUAACGACUCAUCUCAGUGCAGUCAGACUGGAAGGAUUCAUUCAGAGUUUGGAGUCCUGUUCUCGAAAAUCAACCAGCCAGAUUCUAACUACACUCUGAGCAUCGCCACCAGGCUCUAUGGGACAAAGGCAAAUGCAUUCCAAGAGACAUAUUUAAACUGUUCUGAGAAAUUGUAUAAAGCCAGGCUGCAAGCUGUUGAUUUUGCACACUCCACGGAAGAAACAAGGAAAACCAUUAAUGCUUGGGUUGAAAGUAAAACAAACGGAAAAGUUACAAACCUCUUUACGAAAGGCACAAUUGACCCUGCUUCCGUCCUUAUCCUGGUGAAUGCUAUUUACUUCAAAGGACGAUGGGAACAUCAGUUUCAAAAAAGAGAAACGGUUAAAAAACCCUUUCAUCUACCUGGGGGUAAAAGUGUGAUUGUGGAGAUGAUGUAUCAAAUCGGGACAUUUAAAUUAGCCUUCAUCAAGGAGCCAGAGAUGCGUGUCCUUGAGCUGCCCUAUGUCAGCAACAGACUGAGCAUGAUUAUCCUGCUUCCCACGGGAUCAACUAAUCUAGAAGAGAUAGAAAAGCAGCUGAACCUGAAGACAUUUCACCAGUGGACCCACGCUUCUGACAUGAUGGAGAGGGAAGUUGAGGUACACAUCCCCCGGUUCAAACUGGAAAUCAAAUAUGAGCUAAAUUCCCUGCUCGGGUCCCUAGGCAUGAAAGACGUCUUCAACCAGAUGAAAGCGAACCUUUCUGGAAUAUCGCCAGGCAAGGGCCUGUUCUUAUCCAAGGUCAUCCACAAGUCCUACGUGGACGUCAAUGAAGAGGGCACAGAGGCAGCGGCGGCCAAUGGGCUCAAUGUUGUAGUCAAAAGACUCCCCCUCCGAGCCCAGUUCUUGGCAAAUCACCCCUUCCUGUUCUUCAUUAGACACAUUCACACCAACACAAUUCUCUUCUGUGGUAAGCUUGCCUCUCCCUAG